Messenger RNA from Biomphalaria glabrata, 1434 nucleotides. RefSeq lists its product as uncharacterized. The record is from RefSeq and is a predicted model, not a curated record. NCBI's taxonomy places the organism in Eukaryota, Metazoa, Mollusca, Gastropoda, Planorbidae. Bases 1 to 1434 code for a protein of 477 amino acids. The transcript has a single exon.
AUGCUGGCAGGCAGAUACAGGCAAGCUGGCAGGCAGAUACAGGCAAGCUGGCAGGCAGAUACAGGCAAGCUGGCAGGCAGAUACAGGCAAGCUGGCAGGCAGAUACAGGCAAGCUGGCAGGCAGUUGGAGGCAAGCUGGCAGGCAGUUGGAGGCAAGCUGGCAGGCAGAUACAGGCAAGCUGGCAGGCAGAUACAGGCAAGCUGGCAGGCAGAUACAGGCAAGCUGGCAGGCAGAUACAGGCAAGCUGGCAGGCAGAUACAGGCAAGCUGGCAGGCAGUUGGAGGCAAGCUGGCAGGCAGAUACAGGCAAGCUGGCAGGCAGAUACAGGCAAGCUGGCAGGCAGAUACAGGCAAGCUGGCAGGCAGAUACAGGCAAGCUGGCAGGCAGAUACAGGCAAGCUGGCAGGCAGAUACAGGCAAGCUGGCAGGCAGAUACAGGCAAGCUGGCAGGCAGUUGGAGGCAAGCUGGCAGGCAGAUACAGGCAAGCUGGCAGGCAGAUACAGGCAAGCUGGCAGGCAGAUACAGGCAAGCUGGCAGGCAGAUACAGGCAAGCUGGCAGGCAGUUGGAGGCAAGCUGGCAGGCAGUUGGAGGCAAGCUGGCAGGCAGAUACAGGCAAGCUGGCAGGCAGUUGGAGGCAAGCUGGCAGGCAGAUACAGGCAAGCUGGCAGGCAGAUACAGGCAAGCUGGCAGGCAGAUACAGGCAAGCUGGCAGGCAGAUACAGGCAAGUUGGCAGGCAGAUACAGGCAAGCUGGCAGGCAGAUACAGGCAAGCUGGCAGGCAGUUGGAGGCAAGCUGGCAGGCAGUUGGAGGCAAGCUGGCAGGCAGUUGGAGGCAAGCUGGCAGGCAGAUACAGGCAAGCUGGCAGGCAGAUACAGGCAAGCUGGCAGGCAGAUACAGGCAAGCUGGCAGGCAGAUACAGGCAAGCUGGCAGGCAGAUACAGGCAAGCUGGCAGGCAGUUGGAGGCAAGCUGGCAGGCAGAUACAGGCAAGCUGGCAGGCAGAUACAGGCAAGCUGGCAGGCAGAUACAGGCAAGCUGGCAGGCAGAUGCAGGCAAGCUGGCAGGCAGAUGCAGGCAAGCUGGCAGGCAGAUACAGGCAAGCUGGCAGGCAGAUACAGGCAAGCUGGCAGGCAGAUACAGGCAAGCUGGCAGGCAGAUACAGGCAAGCUGGCAGGCAGAUACAGGCAAGCUGGCAGGCAGAUACAGGCAAGCUGGCAGGCAGUUGGAGGCAAGCUGGCAGGCAGAUACAGGCAAGCUGGCAGGCAGAUACAGGCAAGCUGGCAGGCAGAUACAGGCAAGCUGGCAGGCAGAUGCAGGCAAGCUGGCAGGCAGAUACAGGCAAGCUGACAGGCAGAUACAGGCAAGCUGGCAGGCAGUUGGAGGCAAGCUGGCAGGCAGAUACAGGCAAGCUUCCAUGUUCUCAGAGUUCUAA